Messenger RNA from Aspergillus terreus NIH2624, 369 nucleotides. RefSeq lists its product as uncharacterized. The transcript has 2 exons. The record is from RefSeq and is a predicted model, not a curated record. NCBI's taxonomy places the organism in Eukaryota, Fungi, Ascomycota, Eurotiomycetes, Eurotiales, Aspergillaceae. Bases 1 to 369 code for a protein of 122 amino acids.
AUGAUUGACGGGAUUGCUGGACACAGCGCGGUCACGCACGGCGCAGAGAACGUCAACUUUCCUGUCGCGACCGGCCUGGCCCUGGUAGAGACCGACCUGAAGCGGACCCAAAUCCCAUCCAUCCCCUUGGACCCGCCAAUGCAGCGGGUACCCCGUCUGUCGGGAAAAGCAAUCAUGCAGGAUGGACGCCGAUCGCUCGCAGAGUGGGAUCCAGGACGGGAUCGAAAGACGCAAGAGGUCCCAGCUGGGGAUGUCUCCUGCAACAGAGCUGAGAUCUGGAUACUGUCCCGUGUCUCCGGAUCCACUGACGAACAGGAUAACCCGGAGCCACGGCCGCAUCAUCUCCCUUACAGUGACGGUGCGACCUAG